AUUAUGCCGCGCUCCUUCCUCGUCAAGAAGCAUUUCUCCUCCAGCAAGAAGCCCAACUACAGCGAGCUGGAGAGCCAGACAGUGAUCGUGUCCCCCUUCCCGUGUGAGCAGUCGCGCCUUUCGGUCAUCCCGGCGCCCGAGGUCCUGAGCCCAGCCGCCUGCUACCCUCCGCUGGUCUGGGACACGGGCCUGCUGUCCAGCUUCUUCAGCCCUCAGCCCGAUUACCAGGCCCAAGGCCCCCCCGCCGGCCCGGCCUCCGGCCAGGACCCCAAGCCGCUGGACCUCACCUCCCUGUCCAGCAGCGAGGAGGAUGAAGAGGGGAGCGGCAAGAGCUCGGCGCCCCCCAGCCCCGCGUCCCCGGCCGCCGAGGCCGAGAAGUUCUCCUGUCACCAGUGUCCCAAGGCCUACGCCACCUUCGCGGGCCUCUCCAAGCACCGGCAGCUGCUCCACUGCGACGCGCAGCCCCGCAAGUCCUUCAGCUGCAAGUACUGCGAGAAGGAGUACGUGAGCCUCGGGGCCCUCAAGAUGCACAUCCGCAGCCACACGUUGCCCUGUGUCUGCAAGAUGUGCGGCAAGGCCUUCUCUCGGCCCUGGCUCCUUCAGGGCCACAUCCGCACGCACACAGGGGAGAAGCCAUUCUCCUGUACACACUGCAACCGAGCCUUUGCAGACCGCUCCAACCUCCGGGCCCACCUGCAGACGCACUCGGACGUCAAGAAGUAUCAGUGUAAAUCCUGCUCCCGGACUUUCUCCCGAAUGUCCCUGCUCCACAAGCACGAGGAGACGGGCUGCUCGGGUUCUCGCUGAGAAAACUUUCUGGGGUUCAGAGGCGUGUGGGCGGCGGGGCGCACGUCUCCCCUCCAGGAACUCUGCCCCUAGGCCCCCGCCGGACCCAACAUGUAUCUUUUCUUGUCUUAUUUUAAAGAAAAUAGUCUCAUUAGGAAAUAGGCCCCUCUGGGCCGCUGCGGGCGGUCCCGAUCCCGGCUCGGAUCCCACGUAUUCGGCUGCUUCGGGACUCUGAAUGCCUCAAUCCUCUUCCCUCCCUUCUCCCUUCCUCCUGCAAGAUCCCCCGUUCUGCCUCUUCCGACCGACUGUCGCUCACAGUCUGAACCGUGACCCGUGCAGCUGGCCUCUGAAAGAUCGGUUACCGUCUCAUAUGUGGGGAUCUGGUUUGUUUUGUUUUUUAAACCAAUAGCCAUCGGGGAACAGUUCCCUUUCAGGAUACUCUUGGGUUCGUGGAUUUUUAAUUCCACCUCGGACAAAAAAACCCCAAAAAACCGAAAACCCUAGGGUUAAGUUAAACCUCUGUCUUGCCUGUUUCGAUUGUACAUACGCAAACGAAAACCACCCGGUCGGAAGGUAACUAUGCAAUAAUAAUACAGUAUCCCUGAAGUUAUGAGGCAGCUAGUGCCUCAGUGAUCAUUUGCAAUGCCUACAAGAUUAACAAUUGCCAUAAAAGGCCCGAAGCCAUUUCAAACAAGAAUUCUGUUUAUAGGACAGCUAUGCACUCAAGCACCUGUUAAUAUGACUCUUAACAACUGCUUUUCAGGAGAACUGUGACUAAUGACAAGCGCUUGUCAGAUGAUACAAUGGGAAGCUGUAGAAGGGUCCCGUCUGCUGACAGGUGUGUUCCCCGAGUGCUAUUUAGGGUUAUUGACAGGUGCCUGCUCAAUGCAUCUUUGUUGGUUUGUUUUCCAUAUAAUCGUAACAAAGGAUAUGUUUACAUUUCAAAGGUAC
Molecule: messenger RNA, 1737 nt
Organism: Tachyglossus aculeatus (Australian echidna)
Lineage: Eukaryota; Metazoa; Chordata; Mammalia; Monotremata; Tachyglossidae
Gene: SNAI1
Product: snail family transcriptional repressor 1
Exons: 3
Coding region: 4-807 (267 amino acids)
Biological process (GO): regulation of DNA-templated transcription
Molecular function (GO): DNA-binding transcription factor activity, RNA polymerase II-specific; RNA polymerase II cis-regulatory region sequence-specific DNA binding
Source: RefSeq, a predicted model, not a curated record